ACGCGAACCCGUUCCUCUUUCCUCUGCGCGCACAUACUCUCUUUCGCACGUGGGUGCAUCUGCAGAAGUGCCGCAACACCGAAACCGCAGCAGCAGCGAGCGCACCGAACUGCCUUACCUCAUCCCCCAUCGCCAAGCCCACCACCAAGGCCGUCAUCCAUCUCAUCCAAGCAAGCAGUAGCAGGGAUCACUCACACCAACACCCAAUCUCCCUCCUUCCUCUUCCUCUCCACAUCAUGCUCCGCCAGCGACAACCCGCCGCAGCAUCCGCCCCUGAACGCCGCACUCAAAAGGAUCAGAUACCCACCAUGGCGGCCGCGACGACGACGACCCUGGACAAUGAGCGCAGUCCGUUGCUCCCACGCCACGAGGACGACGCACACAGCGAACCGCCGACCGAGGCAGAAAACGACGACGAGCAAACGACUGAGAGCAUGGCUUGGGCACGACGGAAUCAGUGGAUUGUUCUCGCCGUUGCGAGCGGCGCCUGCGCUGCUUUCAACGGCGUGUUUGCAAAGUUGACCACAACUGAGCUUACAACGACAAUAUCCCAAGCAAUCUCCAACUUUCUUCAUCUCCAAGACAUUGAAGGCGCUUUUGAGGUUGUCAUGCGAGCAGUGAGUAAAUUUGGACAAUCGCUAUCAUCAAACUUGCUAAUCAUGUCACAGGUCUUUUUCGGUCUCAACCUGGUCUUCAACGGCAUCAUGUGGACUCUCUUCACAAAGGCACUCGCCAAGGGCCAGUCAACCACGCAGGUGUCCAUCAUGAACACGUCUGCCAACUUUGUCAUCACCGCCAUCCUCGGCUUCGCCAUCUUCUCCGAGUCGCUGCCGCCGCUCUGGUGGGUCGGCGCCGCCAUGCUCGUCGCCGGCAACGUCAUCAUCGGCCGCAAAGACGAGGAGGCGGACAAGUCUGGCGACUACGCGCCGGUGCCGCAGCAGCCGGGUCUCGCUCCCGUCCCGCUGGACGGCGGCGACGAGGACAAGGAUUCCGAGGACGAGGAUAUCGUCGAUUUGGGAGACUUGAACUCUGCGGAACACCGCGCUUGAGUUUGAAGUCUGAGACGAUUGCAUAUAGGAGGCCGUGUACAUGUUUGCUUAUACAUCAUGCAUGUUGGAUAGGUAGACAAUACCCAAGCUGAUAAAGAAGAAGUUUAGAUGAACUUGAAAUACCUGGGUCUGCUCACAUACCUGUCAACUCACUGGCCACGCACACUUGGUAUAUGUAAACAUUCUGAUCCUUCUUACAUACCACUCGCCACAUUUC
Messenger RNA from Colletotrichum godetiae, 1266 nucleotides. RefSeq lists its product as uncharacterized. The record is from RefSeq and is a predicted model, not a curated record. The transcript is spliced from 3 exons. The coding region runs from base 237 to 1049 and encodes 270 amino acids. NCBI's taxonomy places the organism in Eukaryota, Fungi, Ascomycota, Sordariomycetes, Glomerellales, Glomerellaceae.